Betta splendens (Siamese fighting fish) is the source of this 3015-nucleotide messenger RNA. It is a transcript of the gene ap3m2, whose product is annotated as adaptor related protein complex 3 subunit mu 2. Gene Ontology annotation, biological process: intracellular protein transport; endocytosis. The transcript has 10 exons. Lineage: Eukaryota; Metazoa; Chordata; Actinopteri; Anabantiformes; Osphronemidae. Bases 315 to 1571 code for a protein of 418 amino acids. The record is from RefSeq and is a predicted model, not a curated record. Gene Ontology annotation, cellular component: clathrin adaptor complex; cytoplasmic vesicle.
CUGGUUGGCUGGCAGUGGCCCUCUAUGUUUGUCGUAUUAGGAUCUGCUCCACCUAACGGGAAGCCACGAAGGCUGAUAAAUCUUUCAUUGGGAAAAAAGGUGAAAGGCGAUACAAGACCGCAAAUAUUUGCCUUCGGAGUCUAAAACCCGAGAGCGUUGGCGCAUAAUUAAUGAAAUCGCCGGUGUCGUAUUUCCCGCUAGCUAAACAAGAUCUUCUAUUGGUGAUCAACGCUAAAGUUAAACCUGCAAAGUGUAAUUAUCGAACACUGUGUGGAGCCAGCGACACUAUAUUCCUUUAAACACCUGCAGCCAAUAUGAUCCACAGCCUUUUCCUAAUCAAUGCCUCAGGGGAUAUUUUCCUGGAGAAGCACUGGAAAAGUGUCGUCAGCCGCUCAGUGUGUGAUUACUUCUUCGAGGCACAGGAGCGGGCAACAGAACCAGAGAAUGUCCCACCUGUGAUCCCCACACCGCACCAUUACCUUAUCAGUGUGCUUAGGCAUCGCAUCUAUUUUGUGGCUGUCAUCCAGAGUGAAGUGCCGCCUCUUUUCGUCAUUGAAUUCCUGCACAGAGUUGUGGACACGUUUCAGGACUAUUUUGGAGUUUGUACAGAAGCUGCCAUCAAAGAUAAUGUGGUUGUGGUCUAUGAACUACUUGAGGAGAUGCUGGACAAUGGUUUUCCACUAGCCACAGAGUCUAACAUCCUUAAAGAGCUUAUUAAGCCUCCCACUAUCCUCCGCACAAUGGUUAACACUAUCACAGGCAGCACCAACGUGGGUGAACAGCUCCCCACAGGUCAGUUGUCAGUAGUGCCAUGGCGACGCACCGGAGUCAAAUAUACCAACAAUGAAGCCUAUUUUGAUGUGGUGGAGGAGAUCGAUGCUAUCAUUGAUAAAUCAGGAUCUACAAUUACAGCAGAAAUCCAGGGCGUAAUUGAUGCCUGUGUAAAAUUGACAGGCAUGCCGGACCUCACCUUAUCAUUUAUGAAUCCUCGGCUGCUGGAUGAUGUCAGCUUCCAUCCGUGCGUUCGGUUUAAACGUUGGGAGGCCGAAAGGAUUCUCUCCUUCAUCCCUCCAGAUGGAAAUUUUCGGUUACUCUCCUACCACGUCAGCUCUCAGAAUCUGGUAGCAAUUCCAGUGUAUGUUAAACACAACAUCACUUUCCGAGAGGGAAGCUCCCAAGGACGUUUUGACUUGACCCUGGGACCCAAACAGACUAUGGGCAAGGCCGUAGAAUCAGUCCUUGUCAGCAGUCAGCUGCCUCGGGGAGUCCUCAACACCAAUCUCAACCCCUCUCAGGGAACAUACACCUUUGACCCAGUCACAAAGUUGUUGACAUGGGAUGUUGGCAAGAUCAAUCCACAGAAGCUUCCCAGCCUUAAAGGCACCAUGAGUCUACAGGCUGGGGCCUCCAAACCUGAUGAAAACCCUACCAUCAACAUCCAGUUCAAGAUCCAGCAGAUGGCUAUCUCAGGACUGAAGGUGAAUCGACUGGACAUGUAUGGUGAGAAGUAUAAACCUUUCAAAGGCAUCAAGUACAUGACCAAGGCUGGAAAGUUCCAGGUUCGGACAUAAAGACAUACUGCUCUGUAAACACCGGAUCAGCUACUAUCAAACUGAAAAGUGAUGUGCUGGAGGAAGGGGAGCCAGUACAUUCCCAGUGUACAUGCAUUUCACAACUUCCCUGAAACUCAAGGCUCCUCUCAACAGUUAAUGGAUCAUUUCACGCAUAAAACAUGUUCACCUGUACACAGCGUUUUCAUUCCUAUCCAAAUUUGAUCCAGGCCAAAUCCAUUCAUUCCCAAUGCACAUUUCUUUUCAAAUUUACAUCCCGGGCUUAAGGCAAACAUUAGUAGUUUCCAUAAGUCUUAAGAGCGAUGCUGUACUGUCAGCUUUUACAGUGACCUAUCCUCCACUUGUCGAGUUGGUAUUUAAAUGUUUUGUGUGUGUGUGUGUGCGUGUGUGAGAGAGACUGGUACUUACACUUCAAUCAAGAGAUUUCUCAGUUCAGUAGUAAGUUAGGCUAUAAUAUUUCUGAACGUUAGUUCAUAUUUUGCUACAGCUGCUGUGAAGCACAGACUCCCUGAUUGUAACCUGCUAGUGCAAAUGAUCACUGUAAUUCUUAGUUUGCCUUUCCUGCAAUUACUUGUUGUACCUUUGUUGAUUUUCCCUUCUGGAGUCAGAACACUGACUUAUGAUAAUGUGACACUGGAGCUGUCCAUCCUUGUGCUGAUACUAACAUUUUCUUGAAGAUACGUUGAUUCCAACACGAUAUUCAGGCAUGUUUUAUGUAUCUUUAAUUUCUAUUUAUAAAGCUAUAGUAAUUAUUGUUUUUAAAUACAUUUGUUGUGUCCAAUAUCCCCUCCACUGUCAUUAAGUUGUGUUAUUUAAGCCUCUUCUAAGCAAACAGCAUGGAUUGUUUCUGCAUUAGGUUUUUAACAAAAGGGAGUGUGGCAAAAAAGACCCUGUUGAUUUGGUGCUAAACAUGAUCAGGUUGAUUUGAAAAAAUAUAUCACAGUUCAUCACAAUCUUCACAGCCAGUGAAAUGUAUUAGUUUAUUUUAAUAUUUGCUUCCAUACGUCAUGUACUCAUAACAUUAUGAAUGUUUCCAUGGCAACUGGCGUGGCUCCGGACACAAGAGGUUAAAGAAAAAUUCAAUACAAAUAUGGUUCUGGUGUAAUCAACCUGCAACAUAGUAGGAGGGUCAUGGUUGAUUCACAUAACGUGAUGUAUAUCAUUUAUACACUUUAUACACUGAAGGGUCAGAUACCUCAGAACAAUACUACAAUUUUGCAUUCUCGGGUUUACGUUUAUUUUAUUUGUGUGUUAUUGGUCUAAAAAUAAAGAUUUAAUGUGCUGUAGCUGAUUAUAACAAGAUGGUGCAAUGACUGAUGAGUAGUGUUUUGGUCACUGAUUUCAGUUUAAUAGCUUAAAUGCCAUCUCAUAUGAUGAGAUCAGAUCAUGAUAUAAUACUAUGAUGAUGAUGGGGUGAGGAUGAAUAAAGGCUGACGUAACCACA